Messenger RNA from Didymodactylos carnosus, 672 nucleotides. The record is from the annotation of a GenBank genome assembly. NCBI's taxonomy places the organism in Eukaryota, Metazoa, Rotifera, Eurotatoria, Philodinida, Philodinidae.
AUGUUUUUGACACUCUGCAAUGUGCUCAAAGCAAAGGAGGAUAUGCAAAAAUCUCCUGAACAGUUGGAGCAGGAAAAACGAUCAGUAUUAGCUCAACGUGUUCAACCACUUCAAUUAGACGGGAAAAACAAAGAACAAUUGAUUGAAAAGGCUAAACAAUUACACAAUUUGUUAAGUCAAUUGCAUGGUGCAAUCUAUGAAUUAACAGACCGAUUUGAGCGACAAAAGUACGAUAUGGUGGAAUUAAGUGAACGAGCCCGUCAAAUCGAAAAAGGAAAAGCUAAAACUCGUAAAUCAAAUAUUGUACAUACUGGUCUCGGUGGUGGAAUAUUUAGUGGUAUUAAUGAUGUUACCGUUCAAGCACCACCAAAAGUAUCACUAUUUUCACGAUAUGAACGAGUUACGGAUCGUCGUACAUACAAAGAUCGUCGAGGUGUGUGGGCUGAAGAAAAGAAAGCUCAAGAAUUUGUAGCUGAGCGACCAAAAGCUAAAAUAAAACAUGUUACACCACCACCAGAAGAUAAUCCAAUAAAAAAGAAAGGUGAAGCAAGAUCUAAACAGUCAGACGAACAGGUCGAGGAGGCCCAUCCACACGAAGAAGCUCCCGCUGAAGAGGAAGCGCCGGCUGAAGAAGAGCCCGCUGCAGCAGAAGAAGAGGAAGAAGAAGAAUAA